AUGGCAGACCCAUCCUCGCGUGCCUCAGCGCCAGAUCUUGAUAUACUAGGUGAUCAAGUCACCCUCCAUCCUAGCGGCUAUCUUGAGCCUCCUGUACAACAACCAGAGAGUGACCGAGAGCAGAACUUGGUCGAGAAUACAGCAAGAUUUCGAUCUAGUCCCUUGGAAUUUCUCCGCGAAGUUUCUCUCCAUGUUUCUGGAACAGGAUGGCGAGCGUACGACAACUACAUUGGCCAACCCAUCUACUAUCCAGGCUUCUCGGAAAAAAUGAUAGCUACGGUCCUAUCUACUCCAAUCCUACAAUCAAAAAUUUCGGAAUUAGCUGAUAAUCGGAUCGCAGUAGAGGAGAAAGAAGGCUUAUUUGUACGGGAUAAUCCUCAUUAUGCAGCAAAAAAGUCACAGCGUAAGGAAUUGAUUGAAAGAAAUCUUCUUGAGCUUUGUGAAAAACUCACAGGAGAUAUGAUAUGUAAAAUGGAGAGCAAAACUUUUAUCAGAGGCGCUUACUACGUGAGCUCUCAACUCUUGACUAAAGCUUACCAUCAAGGUAUUCAUGUAUCUAGUGAGGAGGUUAUACGACUUCGACAAGUUGCCGAAAAAGCUCAGAAGGAUAAACACAGCAUAAUAUUCCUACCUUGUCAUCGCUCGCACGUAGAUUACGUUUCCCUUCAACUUAUAUGCUACCGCCUAGGACUCGGUCUUCCCACCGUUGUUGCCGGCGACAACUUGAACUUUCCUGGAGUAGGAAGCUUUCUUCAACAUGCCGGGGCCAUGUGGAUUCGAAGGAGAUUCAAAGAUGACGUUCUUUACUCUACCCUUGUGCAGUCAUACAUCGAUACCCUUCUCCACGGCGGCUAUAACUUUGAGUGUUUCAUCGAAGGAGGUCGAUCGCGAACAGGAAAGCUGCUUCCUCCGAAAUUUGGCAUUCUUAACUUUGUUCUGGACAGUAUUCUCUCGGGACGUGUCGAUGACGCUAUUAUAUGCCCUGUUAGCACGCAAUAUGACAAGGUCAUUGAGACCGAAGGCUACGUAACAGAGCUUCUGGGCGUGCCCAAGAAAAAGGAAAGUCUUACCAAUUUUCUCUCCGCCACCUCAGUGCUAUCAUUAAAGCUAGGGAGAGUGGAUUGUAGAUUUCAUAAACCCUGGAGCUUGAAGGGGUUUAUUCAACAACAACAGGCUCGAAAAACCGGAAUUCCGAAGCCAAUAAAUUUUUCGAACGAAACAAACUCGGUCGCCCGACAAAAGCUGUUGCGGACCUUAGGAUAUAAAGUGCUUUCAGACAUAAACGCCGUGUCUGUAGUUAUGCCUACUGCUCUAAUCGGUACAGUACUACUUACACUGAGGGGACGUGGUGUCGGGCAGACGGAACUUAUUCGCCGAGUUGAGUGGCUUGGUGAAAGAGUAAGAUCCAAGGGCGGUCGAGUAGCGCAUUUCGGUAAUGCGCCAACAUCGACUGUAAUUGAGCGCGGUCUCAAUGUGCUGGGGAAAGAUCUGAUCGGUAUAGUAGAGGGACUACCUGAACCAACCUUUUACGCAGUCGACCGCUUUCAGCUCUCAUUCUAUCGCAACAUGACUAUUCAUCUUUUUAUAACGGAAGCUUUAGUCAGUGUAAGUAUGUACAUGCGAAUAAAACAAGGUGGCGGUCCUGAAAAUCAGAAAAUUAGCUAUGAAGAGCUUCGAGGCCAAACUCUUUUCCUAUCUCAAUUGUUUCGAGGUGAAUUCAUUUAUCCGACGAAGGGCUUCAAUACAAAUCUUGAGAAUGCAUUGAAAGCCUUAGAAACAGAUCAGGUUAUAAUCUCAGAACGCGAUCCAAGCGGUGAAAUCGUCGCAGUUAACCUAGCGGACGCAGAAAGAAACGCAGGUCGGGAAAAUUUCGACUUUUACUGUUUCUUGUUAUGGCCCUUUGUAGAGGCAUUUUGGCUAGGUGCUGUUAGUCUAAUGGCAAUGACUCCCCCAUUAAAUCACCAAGGCGACACCUGGCUUGAUAUAAAAAAGUGUCAAGAUAGUGCUCAAUGGCUCGGAAAAACUUUAUAUCACCAAGGUGACUUAUCAUACUUUGAAGCCGUUAAUCGAGAAACCCUCAAAAACUCAUGGGCUCAGUUUGAAGAUGAAGGUUUAAUUAUUGUAUCUUCUGGAACUGGCGCCAGAGCGCAACAGAAGGUAAAGCUAGCUCCGGAUUGGAAACCUCGGCGAGAUCCUGAGACGGGCCUUCUCGACGCGGAUGGCCGGCUAUGGAACUUUAUUGAGAAAAUAGCUCUAUCUCGGCGAGAAGGAAAAAACAGACGUGACGGGGCUACCGUUUCAACGCGGGUUUUAAGGCAUAUCGAGAAGGUUGGAGGGCGUUUAUUUGGCGAACGGGAUUGGGCAACGAAAGAAAAUCACAAAAAUAAAAUGAUGGAACGAACCAAAAUACAGAACAAGGCGCUUUUGUGA
This is a messenger RNA of Blumeria graminis f. sp. triticale, 2430 nucleotides long. Lineage: Eukaryota; Fungi; Ascomycota; Leotiomycetes; Helotiales; Erysiphaceae. The record is from the annotation of a GenBank genome assembly.